AGGGUUACCCACAGGCUAUAGCACCCUGCAAAGUCUGCCUGUGAGUCAGCUCAGGGAGGCCCAGCCCCUUCAGGAGAGCCUGAUUUAGGAUCGGCCCCUGCUUCCAGGCUGGGCUGGGCUGCAUUUCCUCACAAGACCCAGUCUUAAUAGCAACUCCCUAGCUGCCUAAAGUGUCACAUUUUGCUCAUUCCCAAGCCUUCUCCCCCACCCCUUUCCCAGACAACUUGCUGGUGAGCAGGGGGUGUUGUAAGCCACCUCCAGCCUCUUCCUUUGGUGACUGCUGUUAAGCAACUUUCAGCUCCUCUCAUUGCAAUAGUAUGAACUUCCUCGGGAAUCCCAGGAGCCACACAGCAGCUUUUCUGCCGGUUUGCUGGCUCCUUUUGAAUAUUCUGAAACCUGGGCACUGCCACUCUUACGACAACCGCUAUGCUGGUGAUAAAGUGAUAAGACUCAUCCCCAAAUCCGAAGAGGAAGCACUUGCACUCAAGAACAUAUACCACCAACUUAAGGUGGACCUGUGGCAGCCCAGCAGUAUCUCCUAUGUGUCAGAGGGGACAAUUACUGAUGUCCAUAUUUCCCAAAAUGCUUCCAGAACCCUGUUAGCGUUCUUACAGGAAACCCACAUCUACUACAAGGUCCUCAUAGAAGAUCUUCAGAAAGCUGUGGAAAAUGAAAACAGCUUGCAAACCCAGAGAAACAGAAGAUCCCUGUCUGAAUACAACUACGAGGUGUAUCACUCCUUAGAAGAUAUUCAGAGUUGGUUGCACCAUCUGAACCAAACUCAGCCAGGCCUCGUUCGAGUGUUCUCUAUUGGAAGAUCAUACGAAGGAAGACCUCUCUUUAUUAUGCAGCUGGGCAGAAAAUCACGAGCCUACAAAAGAGCUGUCUGGAUAGACUGCGGCAUUCACGCAAGAGAAUGGAUCGGUCCUGCCUUUUGUCAGUGGUUUGUAAGAGAAGCCAUUCUGACCUACAAGACUGACCCAGCCAUGAAAAAAAUGUUGAAUCAUCUGUAUUUCUAUAUCAUGCCUGUAUUCAAUGUCGAUGGAUACCAUUUCAGCUGGACACAUGAUAGAUUCUGGAGAAAGACCCGGUCAAGAGACUCUAAGUUUCGCUGUCGUGGAGUUGAUGCCAAUCGCAACUGGAAAGUGAAAUGGUGCGAUGAAGGAGCCUCCGCACACCCUUGUGAUGAUACAUACUGUGGUCCUUUCCCAGAAUCUGAACCAGAAGUGAAGGCUGUAGCUAACUUCCUUCGAAAACACAGAAAGCGCAUCAGGGCGUACCUGUCUUUUCAUGCCUAUGCUCAGAUGUUGCUAUAUCCUUAUUCUUACAAAUAUGCAACAAUCCCCAAUUUUAGCUGUGUGGAAUUUGCAGCUCACAAAGCUGUGAAGGCACUUCGGUCGGUACAUGGGAUCCGAUACAGACAUGGCCCCGCCUCCCAAACACUGUCUUCUCUAUCCAGGAUGCAUUGUUGCCCCUCACGGCCCAGGAAACCAGAUCACUACCACCUACUACCGCCCAUCAUAGGAAACAUCCAGAGCCCACCUGUUCUUCCAGAUGCCUCACCAAUAUUUGUCUUUCCAUUUUCUGCCAAAACUGACCUCUCCAGUGCACCUCAGAAAAUGAGUGCAAUCCUCAGCCAUCAUCAAGAAACGUCCUGUUGGCAGCAGAUGGGGACCAUUACAGAAAACCACAAUUGAAAGUAAAUGCAGAGUUUUGGAACACAGUCCCAAUGGUACACCUACAAAACAACUCCUGCACCCAAGGUGUGGGGAGCACUGCAGAAAAAAGAGUGGAAAGUUGGUGAUCUAGACGAUCAGGGAGUUUUCUGUGAGACUGUGUCUCCGAGUACUGUCAGAGGCUAUACCCAUAAAGUCUCAUCAACAUGACUGCCCAGACAUGUAUGAGCUGUACAAGAACAGCAAUACACACUCCAAAGUGGACAGCAGAAAGACCACAAGACCUCAACCCUACACAAAGAACUAUAGGUAACUAGGAAGUGCUGAGAGUGGGAGAAAUAGUCUUCCCCAGGGUGAAGCACACUCAAUGCCAAAUGGCCAGCCCUGACAGAAUACAGAUUGAAUAGCUUAGGUUUAGAAAUAUAUAGGUGUAUGCAUAUAUGCAUGUAACAGCAAUUCAUGAAAAAAAGAGGCUAUGAAUUUGAA
Molecule: messenger RNA, 2162 nt
Organism: Mus musculus (house mouse)
Lineage: Eukaryota; Metazoa; Chordata; Mammalia; Rodentia; Muridae
Gene: Cpa6
Product: carboxypeptidase A6
Exons: 12
Coding region: 318-1697 (459 amino acids)
Biological process (GO): proteolysis
Molecular function (GO): zinc ion binding; metallocarboxypeptidase activity; carboxypeptidase activity
Source: RefSeq, a predicted model, not a curated record